Vollenhovia emeryi is the source of this 11430-nucleotide messenger RNA. It is a transcript of the gene nonC, whose product is annotated as serine/threonine-protein kinase SMG1. NCBI's taxonomy places the organism in Eukaryota, Metazoa, Arthropoda, Insecta, Hymenoptera, Formicidae. Gene Ontology annotation, cellular component: nucleus. Gene Ontology annotation, molecular function: protein serine/threonine kinase activity; protein binding. Gene Ontology annotation, biological process: nuclear-transcribed mRNA catabolic process, nonsense-mediated decay; phosphorylation. The record is from RefSeq and is a predicted model, not a curated record. The transcript has 17 exons. Bases 414 to 11285 code for a protein of 3623 amino acids.
UCGAACCCUGCUUAUAGUUUUCCGCGGGACAAAAACGAGAUGUUGAUUGGUCGUCGUGUGUUAUUCCCUAGUCGAAAGUGAUGUGAGAUGGCGCGCGUGCUACUAGAGUCCCCAUCUACAUGAUUUGCAUGGUGAUUCCAAGACCGCACGCCCGGCACGCCGCACACCCCGCACUCCGCGCUGCGCGACCGUCUAGAAGGACAAAAAUCCAAGGCAGUGGAUACUAAUGUGUCCUCUCCUAACCUCGAAAUUGGAAUUUUCGCCCGUGUAUCUUGGCGAGGCGAUACGAAGCGACAAGUUUGCUGGCCACACUCGGAUUCUGCACAGCCCAACGUUUGUUUGCCCGAGAUCGAUAACUGCAGGUUAUACAUUCAUCAAGUGUGGGUCAUGCAGACCACUUGCAGAGUAAUGUAAUGAAUAGCUGUGGGAACUCUAAUACUAGCACGAGGCUACGUAGUUCCAAGUGCGCCGAGACUCUGGACGAGUCUGUUAAUCAGGGAGGGGAAAUAGACAAAGAGGGCAGUGGCGUGAUAAGUGGUUACAGUGUAAAUGAUCUUAAUGUGCCACGCAGCACCCUGGUCAUUUGUCAGCGAAACUCGUACUCUUCGGAUCACGGCUUUGCUAGAUUUAAGCCGAGAUUCAGCGGUGUCCCGAGAAAUGAAUUUCGAAUGGCGCGCGGUGGCAGCUCCGCGGAUCGCGCCAGGGGCGGGACGCGUGGGAGAGCCUUUAAAAAGACUCUCAACGAUCGCGAAUCCAAUUCAGAGUCCAGCUAUCACUCUACAUCUAGACCCAAGUUUCAAGAAUCGUUGAAAAACCACGAGAACGCGCAGGGCAAAUACUAUGACGAUAAAAGAAUAAAUGAGGACUCGAGGACUCUUUCUAAGCUUCUGCGGCGAUUGUGCCGCGAGGAUGACUACGACCAUCUAUUGGUGCUUUGCAAGCAAGUGCAGGAAGGUAUCAUUGCACCUGAAAAUCAGCGAUACGUACGACGCAACUUGGAGACAAUCUGCGAAAGUCUGUUGGAUUUUUUGCACUCUGGUCCUGGCCAGGAGGCGAAGCAACAGGUUGCAAAAUGCUUGGGUCGAAUUGGACAUGUGGUAGACCAAGAUUUUAAAAGAUACAUGGACUGGCUCUUUGGCAAAUACUCGGUGGAACAUAAAAAUGAUGUCAAAUGUCUACUAAUGAGGUCACUCAUCGAGACGCUCAAGAUGGACUCUGAGAUAUCCAAGUUGAAGGAAUUCUCCGUGCCGAUCAUGUCCCAAUUACAAUCGAUAUUAGAAAAUGUCGACAAAGCAGAUCUGCUGGUGGCGACUGUGGACGCUAUAUUACUCAUCAUAGAUUCCUACCCGGAGACCUUCACCAACCACUUCCGCAACACCGUCGACAUACUAGUGGGUUGGCACAUCGAUUCCACGCAACAAAAGUCUGUUGUCCUUUACGCGAGUCGGUGUUUACAAAAGUUGCGCUCAUUCUGGAUAGCGGAUCUGCAGUUCACCUUGACGCUACUCGGCCAAUUCUUGGAGGAUAUGGAGAGCUAUGACGAGGAAUUGAAUUCGCCGAAAUCCACUUUGCCCGGCGACGACGAAUCCCCGACACCGCGGGAAUGCAUCCUGCGAAUCACAUCGUUGAUAUCCGUAUUUAACACGGUGACCAAGAGCAUAGCCGAGCAUUUGAAUCCAAAUCUUGCGUCUCCCAACGUGCAGUGGUCAUUUCUCACCAAUUGCCUGGCCAAGAUGCUCAAGACCGUUGUCAAAGCGAUUGAAUUGCAACAGGAGACUGACAACACCUGGCCCGAGAUAUUCAAUAACGCGGAACACUUGAGCAAGAGUAUAAGAAACGUCAGCUCGUCGCAGCAACAUGUCGAGGCGCUUUCCAAACACUUUGGUAAAGAUGAACUUACCGAGGAGAAUCUUAUUAAGAUGGCGAGGUCACUGGCCACAAGUAAGAAAAAUGAUAACAAGAAUUCCAAGGUGACGCCUGCUUCUCCUGACAAAGGCUACCCUCUGUCCAAGGAGAAGGGACAGUUGUUGACAAGCGUAUUGUUGCGCUCGAUGGAACCGCAAGUCGCACAGAUGGAAAACUUGUCGGAAGAGAAGGAAGAAUUGAUCGUGGUCGCGAAUGAAUGCGCCUUCCUCCUUCUCGGUUAUCUUCAGAGCCGUGUUGCAAAGAAUCACGAGCUUCUCUACAAAUUUGUCGACCUUCAAUUACAGAGAGUCGACAUCUUUUGGGAUGACACUAUUAUUUCAAUGUUGACCGUCAUAUCGAAAAUAAUCAAGGAGGUAUCCGCCAACUUGCCGUUGGAAUUGGUGCACACGUUACUCGGCAAGAAUUCGAUGCUGCUGAAAUUGAGAUUCCGAAAUUCCAUUCCUAUUCAAAACGCCAGUCUGGGGGUGUAUCAUAGCCUGCUGAGCUUGAAGAAUAUUCCAUUGUUGCAGGAAUCGUAUCGGUAUAUACUAGCGGAUUUAGAGAUUGCUUACAGGCUCAUACUACCCGACAUGGAUGUCUUGGUCGCCGACAAUCCCUUGAACGACUUGAGAUACACCAAGAGCGACGUCGAGAUUGUAGUUACGUUUAUCCUACGUGCGCUCUCGGACAUAGCAAACGCUAGCAAUUCGAUUAUCGGAAUGUGGGCUUUGAAGCCCAGUAUCUUGGAACUUGUCGCAGUCAAGUUGAAGCCAUACGACAACGCCCUGUCGACAGCCAGCCCCUUUUUGCAAUACAAUAUUCUGUACUUGCUCUAUGCGCAUUGUUCCAGGUAUAAUCACUUCGUCCCAAGCUCCAGCUUGAUAACAGGCACCGGCGCUUGUCGUCCGAUGGAUAUGUUCCCCGGUACCUUGGACGUACCAACCACGUCACCAGCCAGCGGUCAUUUGUCUAUAAUUCUCAAUUUGAUAUCAAAGACGUACAACAAGAAUACGUCCGCGUGCACCUUGCUACUUUUGUCCACCUGGCUGCAAGAGAUUUGCGUACAGUCUGAGAAAUAUAUCGGGAUCUUGAGCGUAACUCAGGAGUGCCAGAGUAUCAUUGCGAGUUUAAUUAGUUGCGCCGCCACGACCAACGAUAAUGUCGCGAGCGCGACGUGCAAUCUCUUUGAAAUGUUAAUGACUGCGAGGAAUGUCGUGUGGAAGCAAGAGAUCUACUCGAGCAUCGUGGAUCUAGCGACGCUGCACUUGACCUCGUGCAACAAGACGAUCCGCGAAAGAUACGGUGCGCUGCUAAUGUGUAUGCCCAUUAACAUCGUUAUACCGAAAUUAAACAAGCAGUACUUGUUCUCGGACACCAAGAAGGCACGGGAGAUCGCGACUUACUCGACAGAAUCGUUGAUGCUCGCUCAAAGACUGCACAUGCGAGGUAACAACAAUGGGGAAUUGCUGGCGCAACAUUUCAAAACGUACAUGGCGUUUCUACUGCAGGAACAUUAUCUCGACGCAUCUGGGUUGUCGGAGAUAUUUACCUUGUGCUGGUCGGCCGUGCCGGAGAACGAAACUACGGCGAGGAUGUACGAUUUGGCGCUGGCGAAUUGUUCCUUCCUGUUUUUCUGGAGCGGAUUCGAGGCGGCGCAGCACUGCGUCCUCAACAAGCUUCGCACCUCUUUGGGGAAGCCGCAGGAAACGUUUACAUCGAUCGAGAGUGCCCUCAAGAUUCUGGCUCGCGAGGUCUCCUGUCACAACACGGUGGACGUCGUAAGGAGGGAGAGGCAGGAGUUGGAUCGUAUUUUGCACGAGCACACGCGAGUACGGCUCUUGGUCGAGUUCCUGGAACAUCUGGAGAGGGUGAUUCACAACGCGGCCGACGGUUGCGCGAUGGCGCUCUUGCCGCUGUCGAAGCCAGUGAGAACCUUUUUCCACACCAACAAGUCGACGUGUAGGGAAUGGCUGAAUCGCAUACGACUGGCCUUGUGCGUGGUCUCGUUGCACUCGGGCCUGGCGACGAGCGCGUUGCGAAGCGGCCAGAGGUUACUCGAGGACCUGAGCAAUGCCGAUAAUACGCAGAGCAUCGAGUUUGAGAGGGCGACGUUGUGGACGGCGCAGGCGAUGGUCGCGCUCGGCGAAGCGGAGGCGUUGCAGGGCCUCUACGUGUACGCCAAGGGCAAGGACAGGCAGUUCCCGUGGCUGAAGGCGACAAUGGAGGAGGCCGCCGGGCGUUACGAGUCAGCGGCGGAUGCCUACAGGCUGACGAUCGAAGAACACGCUCGCGUUAAAACGACCGACGACGAAAGCGGCAGAGGCGCCGCCGCGAGACUCGAGAGCGACAAUCAAGUGCUCGGUUUCUGCAUGCAGAGACUCGCCAACUGUUACAAGGCGGUCAGCGACUGGUCCGGACUAGCCGAAUGGAAGUCGCGGGAGGCCGAGAUGUUGACGCAAGACAAUUACGCCGUUCUCAGGAGGCAACUCGCUGACAAUAUUGUACCGCAGCAGGCGGAUUGUCUGAAAAAGUUCGAGGAGGGUAAGCUAAUCUCCUUGGACGAGUUGACCAAUUGGAAUCUGCUGGACGAGGAGAGGAAAAGUAAUUGGAGCUGCGCGAAAACGCUCGUCUCGUGCAGCAACAGUUUGACCAACGUUGCGCUGAGGAUUCGCCAAAACGUAUUCGACGACUCGUUCGAUGGCUCGUGGUGCGACAGCGUUGUCGACAAGUGUCAGAGAGUCGCGGCCAAGAUGAUGCAGGAUGGAUUGCGAAAUGUGCCGUCGGAGUAUCUCAGUGACGCUAUAUUGCUCCAAUAUUCCGCGACGGGGCUCAAGAGCUUCGUGCGUGGCAACAAGGCCGGGAGCAACGUUUUCGAGCUGUACAAGGUCGAUAAAGUCAACAAUAUCAACUCCAACACUUUAACGCAAGUCUUGUGGUGGUCCGAGUACCUCGAUCGAGCGUGCGACAACGAAGGCUCCACCACGGAGGUGGACUGCCUGCGAUUACACGUCGUCAGAACGGCCCGGAAGGAAGGCAACUUCAACUUGGCCAAACGGGAGAUGAUCAAGUACUUGAAGUCGGAGCGAGAUCUGAUCCGGCUCAAGAAUCCGACCGGCUACACCUUUACCGAGAUUACGUGCGGAAUGCUGAACGGGCCUGUUGACGUGAAAUGGACCAAGAGUAGUAUGCGCGCGUUCAGGGAAUUGUCCAAGUUGCUCUACGACAUGGACAAGACGAGCGAGGCUCUGAGGAUGUGCUGCGCGACCGCGUUGGGAAUCUCGCAAGCGAUUGUCAGCGGCGAGCAGUCCGCCGACUUACGGGAGACGGGGACCAAGCUCCUGCUUACCCUGGGUAAAUGGAUCCAGCAGGACGCAAACGUCGACGAGAAUCCUCAAUUGGAAGAAUUGCUCAGAUUCGAAGCCGUGCACAACGACGGCUUGAUGAGCAAGCUGUUUGGCGAGACGAUCGAUCUGAUCCCUACGUCGGACAUGAUAAUCGGCAAACUGAUGCAGCUUGGCGUGAAUCAGUGUCCGGACUUGCCGCGCGCCUGGUCCAGCUUUGCCGCUUGGUGUUACAAAUGGGGCCGGAAAAUCGUCGACAACUCCAAUUCAGGCCAAUUGACGGAUACCGACCGCACGCACAUACAAUCCUUGCUGCCGAGCGACAUUGCCGAGGCUGAUCUCGACGCCAUUUUCUCUAUACUCAGCCAGAACAAGACUAUACCGGAGGACGAGGGUGACAUCGACACCAACGACAUAAACACAUCCGACAUGAUAGAGAAUCAACUGAGAAACGCGUCGGUCCUGAGCCACGCCAGCAACGAACAUCUCGGCAUGCUGGUCGACAUCUGGCGGCAGGCGCAGAAGAGGAUCUACUCGUAUUACGAGCUCUCGGCGAACGCGUACUUUAAGUAUUUGCAAUUGGCGAACAACGACAGUAACGAGUGCGACACUAUCGCGGCGACGUUGAGACUGCUGCGACUCGUGGUGAAGCACGCGCUCGAGUUGCAGAACGUGCUCGAGGCCGGUCUCUCGACUACCCCGACUGCACCGUGGAAGGAGAUUAUACCGCAGUUGUUUUCGAGGCUCAGCCAUCCCGAGGCGUACGUAAGGACUCGUGUGUCGGAGCUACUGUGCCGAGUAGCGGAGAAUUCGCCGCAUUUGAUCACAUUUCCGGCCGUUGUGGGCGCGGUGUCCGGCCAGAAGAAGAUUUACGACAAGGUCGUUUACGAGAAGACCGCCGACGCCGACGACAACGAUAGCUCACCGAACGUGGACGUGGACGAGGUGGAAGGGGAGGACAAGGAGGACGAAGAGGAGUCGGUAGGCAUGUACAACGGCGAGCACGAGAGCUUGAUGGAUUCCUAUUUCUCGCAGUUGGUCGAUUGUCUCUCCGGCCGUAUCCAGGACUCGGUGGUACAGGCAAAAGUGCUGGUGAAGGAGCUCAGACGAAUCACGUUGCUGUGGGACGAAUUGUGGUUGGCGACGUUGUGUCAACAUCACACUGAGAUUACCAAACGAUUCGAGCAGCUAGAGGUCGAGAUUCAACGGGUGCAGGACAAUGCCUGGCUCGCGCCCGAAGAGAAGGAUAAAUUGAUCGCGGAGAAGCACAGAAUCAUUUUGAAACCAAUCACGUUUAUAUUGGAGAAUCUGCUAGCUAUGACGUCCGUACCAGCCGAGACGCCGCACGAAAAGAGCUUUCAGGACAAGUUUGGCGCUUCCAUCGAGGAGGUGAUAAAUCGACUGAACAAUCCCAAGAAUCCGGCCAAGCCGCAAAUGGCCAGCCUGGCUUUGAAACACUUGGAGAGCAAGUUGGCGCAACGCGUCCACCGACGUGCCGCUUAUUCCCUCUCAAUGACGGACAUUAGUCCCGUCCUGGCGAAUCUGAAGGACACUUGCAUCGCGAUGCCCGGCGUCGCCGCUGUCGACAACAGGAUCGUCACCAUCAUGUCGGUAGAUAAUAACGUUCAGAUUCUACCGACAAAGACGAAGCCUAAGAAGCUCAUGUUUCACGGAUCCGACGGUCACGUUUACACGUACCUGUUCAAGGGAUUGGAAGACUUGCAUCUGGACGAGAGGAUAAUGCAAUUCCUGAGCAUAUGUAACACCAUGAUGUCGAAGAACAGCGAUACGAAGGUCUACAGAGCGCGGCACUAUUCGGUGAUUCCAUUGGGUCCUAGAUCCGGUCUUAUUCAGUGGGUCGACGGCGUGACGCCACUGUUUAUACUCUACAAGCGUUGGCAGCAGCGCGAGUGCGCCGUAAACAGCAAGGCUGCUGGUGGCAAUUCGGCGAUUAUGCGACCGUCGGAGCUGUUUUACAACAAGUUGACGCCGUUGCUCAAGGAGUGCGGGAUCGGCUUGGAGAAUCGAAAGGAGUGGCCUGUGCACGUGCUGAAAAAAGUAUUGGAGGAACUAAUGAGGGAGACUCCGAAGGAUCUGCUGGCCAAAGAGAUCUGGUGCAACAGUAUCAAUGCUGGCAGCUGGUGGCAAGCCACCAAAAACUACUCGUACUCCGUUGCGGUCAUGUCCAUUAUCGGCUACAUCAUAGGUUUAGGCGACAGGCAUUUGGACAAUGUUCUCGUCGAUCUUAACACCGGCCAAGUUGUGCACAUCGAUUACAAUGUCUGCUUCGAGAAAGGAAAAACCCUUCGCGUUCCAGAGAAGGUGCCGUUCCGUAUGACGCCAAAUAUCAAAACGGCUCUAGGAGUGACCGGGGUCGAGGGUAUAUUUAGGUUCGCUUCCGAGCAUACGCUGAGAGUGAUGCGUAGAGGCCGCGAGACGCUCCUCACCCUGCUGGAGGCGUUUGUCUACGAUCCUUUGGUAGAUUGGCGGGCGGGUGCGGACACCAGUAUAGCGAGUUACGGCGCUUGCCAGGCCAGAGCGAGGUGCACCGGCGUCGGAAGGAAACAGCUGGAGCAGGAACUGACGCGUGCGAUGUUUGCGGUGAGAACGGCGGAGAUGCGCGCCGAGUGGCUGGCUAAUCGAGACGAAUUGGCGAAAAACUUGCCGCUGCUGUGCCAUCACUUGAACAGCUGGAUCGAGGUGACCGAAGAGUCGCGUCAGUGUCAGGACUUGCUGCAGGACCGACAUCAACAGCUCGCGCUAGUCAAGGAGGCGCAGGCGAUGGGUCGGAAUCACACGUUAUAUUCGGUAGUGAAGCGAUACAAUUCGUUUAAGCGAGCGCGGGACUCUCACGAGAAAGCAAAGGCGGGCCUGAAGGAGAAGAUAGAGGAAUGCGAGAAGCAGAUUAAUAUGCACAAUAUCGCGUUGGCCGCGGUGCGAGGUCCCCAGCUAGGACAGUGGCUGGCGGAACUGGGAACCCUGACCAAUCAGCAGGAUAACGUAGUGUUCGACCUGGUCAAGGAGUUCCUGCAGAACGCCGGACAAAGUCAGAUGAUAGUGCAAUGCGAGCAGUCGGAGAACGAGUUGACGCAACUGGCCGCCGACCAGGCCUUCUCCAUAAGCAAGUGCUUGGAGCUGUUGAGCCAGUAUUCCGCCAUCUGCAGCCUGUACCCUCUCAGCAUCCUCUCGCAGCACCGCGCCGUACUUUAUCACGCUUGGGCCAACGAGCUAUUGGCCUCGGGCACCGUUGACGCGUGCCACCGAGUAAUGGCGCGGCUCGAAGCGAGUCUAAACCCAAUCAAUCCGAGCACUCCGCAGGUUCAGCAGAUAAUUACCUUCUCCUAUCAGAUGGAAGCCAUCUUGAACGAGUACAGCGAGAGAUACAAGAAAGCUUACGAGAGGACCGUUUCCGAAGGCUUGCCGGAAGCCGGCAAUAGAAUCGAGAAGGCGUGCGCCGAGUCGAGGGCGCAAAUCGCGGGAUUUCUGCGACGGGAGAAGGGCGCGGAGAGAGCGCUCGAGUGCGUCGACAUCACCGCGCUGUGUGCCUUGAACAAGCGAUACCUCACGAUGGAGGGCGCUGCCAAGUGCGCCGGGGAUUGCUUGGCCAACCUUACGUCCCGCGACGGGGACAGCUACCUCGACGAGAUGCGUCUCAUGUCGUCGUUGAUCGCCGAGCUGGUCACGCUAAUACCGGAGAACCACAAGACCAACAACGAUCCCAAGAUCGCGCUGAUAAUCAAGUGCCUCAAGAGCGCCGAUUGUAUCUACAAGGGUCUGCAGGAGCUCAACUACAACUUCCAGACCAUCAUAUUGCCGGAAGCGAUCAAGACCAUCGUCACGGAGGAGCCGAGCGUUAUGCGAAUGAUAAACGAGCUCGGCGAGAUCGUAAUGCUUACCGGAAUACCGCUCGGUGACAUCCUGGCGCAGCUCGAGAUGCAUCUCGAGCUCGUCAUGAAGGAGAUGGAGAGCCCGCACGCGGUAAUACAGAGCGUGGUGGCCAACGUGAGAUUACGAUUCGAGGCGUUGCUGUCGCGCCAGGCGGAGGAUCAGGAUUUCAGCCAGGAGGAAACUCUGACGCCGGGCCAGAUGUUGCUGAUGGGCUUCAACGGUUUGUUCGAGAAAUUGCAAGUGGAAGGUAACGCAUUGGUCACCACCCUGAGCUCCUUGGACGUUCCGAUCAAUUGGAAGAAGAUCGAUCAGAUACGCGAGGCCAAGGAGAUGAUGUUGGCGCCCAUCUUCAACAAGGCGAUCCGGCAGAUUCUCGAGGACAUAUUCCUCAUCAAGAGGCUGCGCACCAUACAAGAGUUCUUCGUCAUGUGCAGGGACACCGCUACCGCGUUCAAGGGCGGACUGGCGAACGUGUACGACGACGAACGGCUCAACAAGCCCGUUCGAGUGUUCACGGCCGACUACGUUUCGCGGCAAUUGCUCGGGGUGAUGUCGCAAACGCUGGCGCUCGCCCUGUGUCUCUUGCUGCAACGAAUGGGCCUGAAUGUCACCACCGAGAUCGAGCAGCGGGACAUCGGGGCGGAGAGCAAGGUCUCGCUCGAGGAGCUGUGCCGGAAGAUGGUAGAUUUGUGCAUCAAGAGGGGCUUGUUCUCCGGCUCGGUUCUUACGCAAGCGGGCGCGUUGAUUAGUACCUUGGAGAGCACCUGGCGGCGAAAGCAGGCUGCUAGACUGGCGCAGCAGAGCGCCGAGGUGGCCAGGGUCAGUCUUCAGAGGCUUCAGCUUCAACAGACGGCUUAUCAUUGGCUGCACGAGGACGUUCUAAUGAUGAGGCCCAAUAUGAGCCCGAUUAAUCCGAUGAGUCCGAUGAAUCCGAUGCAUCCCAUGAAUCGUCUGAAUCGCUCCACCUUUAUGCUCGAGUUACGGAAGAAGGCGGCGAAACUGUCUAGCUUGCAGUCGCGAGUGUGCGAGGCGCGCGAGCAACAGCAGAAUCUUGUUUCGAGCGCUGUACAACGUCUCAAGUGGGCUGCCGGCGCGAAUCCGGCGCUGGGCGAAGUCAUGUCCGCAUUCGACAACGCGGUGCUGUCGUCGUGCGAUAAAUUGACCAGGCAACACAAUCUGGCCGCGAUGGUGGUCAGCACGUGCAACUCCAUACUGCACUACGAGGCCCUGAGGACCAGGACGUCGGAGAGCGUGACGCACGACGCCAAUCUGGUGAAACUGAUCAAGCACUGGGAGGAGAGCUGCGUGCUAACGGCCAAUCUCAACAUCACCGUUACCAUGACGGAGGAGAGCCUGGUGCAGCUGCUGCAACUGGAGAACAACGUGGACGCCACGUGGCUGAAGCAGGCUGAGAAGAUUGUGUCCGAGGCGAUCGUCGACACCCAGAAGCAGCUGCAGGAGAAACAAGAGGCUCUCUUCACGGCCGAGGACUAUUUAAGGGAGCGAGUGAUGAAUCUGCAGAACGUACUCGCCGAGCAUCACCGACUCAUGUCGGACGUUCGAGCGUUGCUGAAAACAAUGGCCAAGCAGGAGAGCAUUGACGGCCUGCAAGACUUUCUCUUUGCCUAUCGAUCCUUCACGGAGAGCAUUUCGGCGGUGGUGAAGGAACUGGAAGCCGAGAAUUUCGACUCGGCUCGCGGCACAGCGAUCAAGAAAGAAUUUGAGGCGAUGGCGAUCAGAGUGCCCAGUUUGUACAAUCGAUUGCUGGAAUUUGCGAGCGAGCGUAAGCUGAAUUCGGCCAAGGGCGCGGAGAAGCUCGCGGGUAGUCUGCCGAAGAAGAGGAACAAGAGAAGGAAGAGAAGGGGGGCGGGGGGGACGACGAAGGGUAAGCUGGUGCGGCAGGACAGUGUGUGUCUGAGCCCGCGAAAGGGGGCACCGUUGAUCAGAGAUCCCACCACGGGCAAGGCCGUGCAAGAGCGAAACGCCUAUGCGCUCAACGUCUGGCGCCGCGUGCGUAUGAAGCUGGAGGGCCGUGAUCCGCAACCGUUGCGCAAGUACACCACGGCCGAGCAAGUGGAAUACGUGAUACGCGAAGCGCAGAGCAACGAUAAUCUGGCCUUGUUGUACGAGGGCUGGACACCGUGGGUCUGAACGGACGACGGCUGGCGCUCGCGCGCCUCGAUGGCUUGACACUCGUCUCACACGGUACUCUCAUUUGUACCGUCGUACCUGCGUCGUCCUACGUCGCCUUACGUCGCCCUACGUCGCCCUACGUCGCCGUAGAGAGCAAAACACU